AAGUCUUUUUUCAGAAGAGCCUAGCGGCCUUUUUUUAAAAAGUGCUUGAAAAAGAAAGGGACAAAGGACAACUGGAAUUAAGAGGAUUUCCAAUCUGUUCUGGUGGCUGGUCCAGAAGGAUGCUUCAGUCCCUGCUUCUCACCUGCCUCUUCAUCACAAUGAUACCUGCAUCACCAGUGGCCCUAGAUCCUUGCUCUGCUUAUAUCAGUUUGAAUGAGCCAUGGAGGAACACUGACCAUCAGUUCGAUGAGUCUCAAGGAUCCCCUCUUUGUGACAACCACGUGGAUGGGGAGUGGUACCGCUUCACGGGCAUGGCAGGGGAUGCCAUGCCCACCUUUUGCAUACCAGAAAACCACUGUGGAACCCAUGCCCCCAUCUGGCUCAAUGGCAGCCACCCUCUAGAAGGUGAUGGCAUCGUGCAACGCCAGGCCUGUGCCAGCUUCAACGGGAACUGCUGUCUCUGGAACACCACAGUGGAGGUCAAGGCUUGCCUGGGAGGCUACUAUGUGUACCGUCUGACCAAGCCCAGUGUCUGCUUUCAUGUCUACUGUGGUCAUUUUUAUGACAUCUGCGACGAGGACUGCCAUGGCACCUGCGUGGACGCCAGUGAGUGCACAUGCUCUCCAGGGACAGUGCUAGGCCCUGACAGGCAGACAUGCUUCGAUGAAAAUGAAUGUGAGCAAAACAAUGGUGGCUGCAGUGAGAUCUGUGUAAACCUGAAAAAUUCAUAUCGCUGUGAGUGUGCAGUUGGCCGUGUGCUAAGAAGUGAUGGCAAGACAUGUGAAGAUGUUGAAGGAUGUCACAGUAACAACGGUGGCUGCAGCCACCUUUGCCUCGUGUCCGGGAAGGGCUACCAGUGUGAAUGUCCCCGGGGCUUGGUGCUCUCUGAGGAUAACCAUACAUGCCAAGUCCCCGUGUUGUGCAAGUCGAAUACCAUUGAAGUGAGCAUCCCCAGGGACCUGGUUGGCGGUCUGGAGCUCUUCCUGACCAACACCUCCUGCAGAGGAGUGUCCAAUGGCACCCACGUCAACAUCCUCUUCUCCCUCAAGACGUGUGGCACGGUGGUUGAUGUGGUAAAUGACAAGAUUGUGGCAAGCAACCUUGUGACAGGCCUACCCAAGCAGACCCCAGGAAGCAGUGGGGACAUCAUCAUCCGAACCAGCAAAGUGCUGAUCCCAGUGACCUGCGAGUUUCCACGCCUGUACACUAUUUCAGAAGGGUACGUUCCCCACCUUCGAAAUACCCCCCUGGAAAUCAUGAGCCGCAGCCAUGGAAUCUUCCCAUUCACUCUGGAGAUCUUCAAGGACAAUGAGUUUGAAGAGCCCUACCGGGAAGCUUUGCCCACCCUCAAGCUUCGAGACUCCCUCUACUUUGGCAUUGAGCCUGUGGUGCACGUGAAUGGCUUAGAAAGCCUGGUAGAGAGCUGCUUUGCCACCCCCACCUCCAAGAUCGACGAGAUCCUGAAGUACUACCUCAUCCAGGAUGGUUGUGUUUCAGAUGACUCCGUGAAGCAGUACACGGCCCGGGACCACCUAGCAAAGCAUUUCCAGGUCCCGGUCUUCAAGUUUGUGGGCAAAGACCACAAGGAAGUGUUUCUGCACUGCCAGGUUCUUGUCUGUGGACGGCUGGAUGAGCAUUCCCGCUGUGCCCAGGGCUGCCACCGGCGAGUACGUCGUGAGGCAGUGGAAGGAGAGGAUACAACUGGUCCCCAGAGCCAGAUGCUGACAGGUGGCCCGAUCAGGAUCGACUGGGAGGACUAGGACCACCCCACACCUGACUCCUGGCUCUGGGUUGCCCUCCUCUUUAGAACUUCUCCCCACUGAGAACAUCAGUCAAUACCCUAGAACACGGCAUUCUUUAAACCUCAUACUGUGGGUUUAGACAGACUUCCAGAAUGGACUCAUUCUGAUUCGGGCCCCUGGACUGGGAAAAGUCACUUCACUGCUGACUGACCUGACUCACAUGGGGCUUCAUCCUCCUGACAUUGAAAGGUGCACUGUCCAUUCCAAAAG
Lontra canadensis (Northern American river otter) is the source of this 2012-nucleotide messenger RNA. It is a transcript of the gene OIT3, whose product is annotated as oncoprotein induced transcript 3. The transcript has 9 exons. Lineage: Eukaryota; Metazoa; Chordata; Mammalia; Carnivora; Mustelidae. Gene Ontology annotation, molecular function: calcium ion binding. The record is from RefSeq and is a predicted model, not a curated record. Bases 120 to 1760 code for a protein of 546 amino acids.